Molecule: messenger RNA, 1710 nt
Organism: Suillus bovinus
Lineage: Eukaryota; Fungi; Basidiomycota; Agaricomycetes; Boletales; Suillaceae
Product: glycoside hydrolase family 20 protein
Exons: 13
Coding region: 1-1710 (569 amino acids)
Biological process (GO): carbohydrate metabolic process; glycosaminoglycan metabolic process
Cellular component (GO): membrane
Molecular function (GO): beta-N-acetylhexosaminidase activity
Source: RefSeq, a predicted model, not a curated record
AUGGAUGAUCCAAACUUCCGGAGGCCGUUCACGGACCACGCCGGACCUGUCAGCGCUGAACACAUGCAAAAUUUCUACUUGCAUUGGAAUUCUUGGUUGAUCUUUCUUCGAGGUUACGCUCUUUGGCCCAUCCCAACUACUCUCGAGACCGGGCUGGCCGCCCUUAAAGUUUCCCCCGAAUUUUACUUUGACGUCCAGAUUGAAGGCGCGCCGUCGGAUUUACAUGAUGCGGUUGCGCAAUCACAGUAUUAUCUCGAAAAUGACAACUUUAGACGUCUCGUCGUAGACCGCGGCGCGAAUGACACUACCGCACUUGCUAGCGCGAUGACGCUUUCAAAGUUGACGCUAUCUCUCGCGAGUGGGGCUUCUGCACAACCCAUUUCUUCAGAAGCUGUCAAGCCCCUGGGAACCCGUAGUGAGGAGUACGCACUAACCAUUCCAGCAGAUGGAUCGGCUGCUACUUUGACAGCGAACUCGACGUUGGGUCUGUACAGAGGACUCACCACUUUCAAUCAGAUUUUCUAUCACUUUGAAGGAGUAACUUACACUUUACUUGCCCCGAUUGCGAUCACGGACACUCCUGCGUAUCCUUUCCGGGGAUUAGGACUGGACACCUCGAGGAACUACUACGCGGUCAGCGACAUUCUGCGAACUUUGGACGCGAUGAGCUGGGUGAAGAUCAACACUUUCCACUGGCAUAUCACGGACAGUCAAAGUUUUCCACUUGAAGUUGCACAGUAUCCCGAGCUUGCCAUCAACGGCGCAUACUCUCGUAAAGAAGUUUACACAGCAAGCGAUGUCCAACACAUCGUGCAGUAUGCUGCUGCAAGAGGUAUCGAUGUUAUGAUGGAAAUCGAUACACCCGGCCACACUGCUAUCAUUGGGGCCACUUAUCCCGAAUAUGUUGCAUGCUUUGACGCUAGCCCAUGGGCAGACUUUGCCUGGCGAGCCCCCUGCCGGUCAGCUUCGUUUUGCACUCCCAGAGGUCAUGAACUUCACUACUUCCUUGCUCACCGAUGUCAGCGAAGACCCUCCCUUCAUACUAUUUUAGCACCGGGGGCGAUGAAAUCAACAAGAACUGUUAUGCCGACGACCUACCUCACGCAGCAGCAGCUCAACAUGACCGGCAUGACGCUGAACGGUGCUCUUGACAGGUUCACACAGACCACUCAUGGUGCACUCAUUGCACAAGGAAAGACGCCUGUUGUAUGGGAAGAAAUGGUCCUCGACUGGAAUAUCACACUCUCAAACGAGGACUAUUAUGCUGCAGCAGUGGCAGAAAGGGGUCUCAGGAUCAUCCAAGCACCAUCAAAUUACUUCUAUUUGGAUACCGGUGCUGGUGAGUGGCUGGGAGACAACCCAACUGGAAGUAGCAGCCCCUUCAAGACCUGGUCCGAGGCAAGUGCAUAUACCUUCGAUCCGUUGGCAAACUUGACCGAGGCGCAAUACGAGCUUGUUCUCGGAGGCGAGCAAAUUCUAUGGAGUGAGCAGUCUGGUCCCCAAAAUAUCGACCCGAUCGUGUGGCCACGUGCUGCAUCAUCAGCAGAAAUCUUUUGGAGUGGGAAGCAACCCACUGGCGCUGCACUCAACGUCACUGAGGCACUUCCUCGUUUGCAUGAUAUCAGGUACAGGAUGGUACAGCGCGGCGUCAAUGCCAUCCCACUCCAGCCGCAGUGGUGUGCGCUCCGACCAGACGCAUGCGAUGGUUGA